Molecule: messenger RNA, 3375 nt
Organism: Tricharina praecox
Lineage: Eukaryota; Fungi; Ascomycota; Pezizomycetes; Pezizales; Pyronemataceae
Product: Sodium/hydrogen exchanger family-domain-containing protein
Exons: 6
Coding region: 250-3057 (935 amino acids)
Biological process (GO): proton transmembrane transport
Cellular component (GO): membrane
Molecular function (GO): antiporter activity
Source: RefSeq, a predicted model, not a curated record
CUUCCCUCCUCCCCCCCCAACUCAAGCUCUGGGUAUAAAGUUUAGCUGCUCCCGCCGUACUCUACUUGCUCGCUGUGCUGUUGGCAGGAUAUCAUUAUCCCCCCCUCUCCCCCCAUCCUUCACCCACCCCGUUAUUCGACCUGUCCGUUCUGUUGUGUGUGUGGGGCAUCGAAAUCACCGCGUCGAAAGAGAAGAAUAAGUAAAAAAAACAGCGUCCAGUCGGUCGCUUCGUCAGAAACAGUCGAGAAUAUGGCCGGAGGGACGACUGCGAGUGGCGGUGUGCCUAGUCAGGCGGGCGUGCUAGAAGGCCUGAAUCCUACACAUUACAAUGCCGCCGAUCCAAUCGUUCUGUUCAUCAUCCAGGCUUCUAUCAUCAUCAUCGCAUGUCGAUUGCUCCAUUGGCCACUAUCGAAAUUGCGCCAGCCCAGCGUGAUAGCUGAGGUGAUCGGAGGAAUCAUCCUCGGUCCGACGGUCCUGGGUAGAAUCCCUGGUUACAUGACUACCAUCUUCCCGGUGGCGUCGAUGCCCGUGCUCAGAAUGGCGGCGAACCUCGGACUGGUGCUGUUUCUGUUCCUGGUCGGCUUGGAGGUGGACAUGCGCAUUCUGUUCCGGAACUGGAGGGUGGCGGCGAGUGUGGGCGCGUUGGGAAUGAUCUUGCCGUUCGGCCUGGGUGGUGCUAUUGCCUAUGGUCUGUACCAUGAGUUCCGUAGCGACGAGGGAGUCGUUAAUAUCGGCUUCGGUGUCUACCUACUGUUCAUCGGUGUGGCGAUGGCCAUCACGGCUUUCCCGGUCCUCGCACGUAUCCUGACGGAACUGAAGCUUCUUCAGACCGACGUUGGUACCAUUGUUCUUUCUGCCGGAGUCGCCAACGACGUGGUCGGAUGGAUCCUGCUCGCCCUGACGGUUGCCCUGGUCAACGCCGGAACCGGCCUCACAGCGCUCUACGUCCUCUUGACCUGUGUUGCCUAUGUGCUCUUCCUGAUCUACCUGGUGCGCCCGGCGUUCCUGUGGGUCCUGCGCAGGGAUGGAUCGCUCGAGAACGGUCCAUCGCAGGCUAUGGUCGGCCUGACGUUGUUGAUGGUCCUGGCCUCGGCCUUCUUCACCAAUAUCAUCGGUGUGCACGCCAUUUUCGGUGGUUUCUUGAUCGGAUUGAUCUGCCCCCACGAGGGUGGUUUCGCCGUCAAGUUGACGGAGAAGAUUGAGGACCUGGUUACGGUACUGUUCCUGCCGCUCUACUUUGCGCUUUCCGGGUUGCAGACCAAUAUCGGAUUGCUCAACAGUGGUAUUGUGUGGGGAUACGUCUUUGGCGUCCUUGCUAUCGCUUUCAUCGGAAAGAUCGUGGGUGGUACGAUCGCUGCGAGAUGGUGCGGACUGGUGUGGAGGGAGAGCUUCACCAUUGGUGUCCUGAUGAGUUGUAAGGGAUUGGUCGAGCUUAUUGUGCUGAAUAUCGGCCUUCAAGCGGGAAUUCUCAGUGUCCGAGUCUUCACUAUCUUCGUCGUCAUGGCACUUAUCACCACCUUCGCCACGACACCGCUGGUGACUAUGCUGUACCCGCCCGAAUACCAGAAGAAGAUCGAAGCGUGGAAGCGUGGCGAGAUCGACUGGGAUGGAAACAACCUACGACCCGAGGGCGGCGAUGGGUCAAUGCACAAGGAGAAAUUCCAGGCCACCAGCAUCUCCAAGAUCACCGUACUCCUGCGUCUCGAGAAUCUGCCCGGAAUCUUUGCCUUUGUCGACCUUCUCGGCGGAAAGCCCGUACCGAAGCCGAAAGUACACAGGUCCAAGGCGGUUCAGAGUGGAACCAUCGACGAGGAAGGAGAGUAUUCCGGAGAGGCAACUGCAUCCUCUACGCCGGAUGCACCUUUCAAGAGGCCGCUUGUGGUCCACGGCGAGAGGCUUGUCGGGUUGACGCAACGUACCUCGGCGGUUAUGCAAGUUUCCGAGUUGGACGAGCUGCAACAGAAGGACCCGGUAGUCAAUGUCUUCAGAACCUUUGGCGCCUUCCAUAAUGUUGCCGUCUCCGCCUCCGUGUCCAUUGCCCCCGAAGAUUCGUUCGCGGAGGUCAUCACCAGCCGAGCAUCAGUGCACUCUUCGGAUCUCUUGCUGAUCCCGUGGACGGAAACCGGUACGGUUACCGAGUCGGACGACCCUACGCAGUACUCGCCGGAGAACCGAUUCAUGUCAUACCAGCACAACCAGUUCAUUACUAGUGUUCUCGAGCGUUCCGAUUGCAGCACAGCGAUCAUGGUCAACCGUGGGUUCGGCUCGAACCUCGAUCGCUGUAUCACUCGCACGGCCAGUUUCCGCAGCAUGCGCUCCCGCAAAGCUCUCGAUGCGGCAAACGUCUACAACCCGAUCUCGGAUCCGUCGCACCACAUCUUCUUCCCCUACUUUGGUGGCAUCGACGACCGCGUGGCCCUUAGAUUCGUCCUCCAACUCGCGACUAACAUCAACGUAACCGCUACGAUUGUACAAGUAAUUUACUCCCCCGGCGCGGCGCCCGAGCCCGAAAUCGAGCUCCCCGCCGCCGCCGCAGCCCGCCCCGACCUCCCCCGGAACCUCUCCCAGAGCCAGAUCCCGAGCGUCACGCCAUCCGAGGCGGCCUCGCGCUCAACGAGCAGCCUCACCGCGAUCGCCGACAUCGACAGCUCCUUCUUCCAGUCGAUGCAAGACUCUCUCCCCCGCACCCUACAAUCGCGCGUCGCCUUCGAGACGGUACAAACCCCGCAGCCACUGCACUACAUCGUCGCCAAGGCGAAGUCCGAGGUCGGCAUGUCCACCAAGAACGCCGGAGACCUGGUCAUCGUCGGCCGCGGCCUCAAGGACGCAAAGCCCUACAUCCGCACCGAGCUCGUCGACGUCCUCUCGUCCAUGGGCGCCCCCUCCGGCGCCGGUAUCGAGACGAGGAAGUGUCUCGGCGACGUCGCGGAAACGUGUAUCGUGGCGAAUCUUAAGGCGUCGGUGUUGGUCUUCCGCGCGGGUGGUCGCAGCCUCGAGAGGGGCUCGGAUCAGAUGAUAGGGCAGGAUGUUGAGGAUGUGGAUUCUAAGGCGGAGUAGUAGUAGUCGUCGGCUGUUUCUUUUCGGGGGGGGGGGUUUGUUUUUUUGCAAUUGGGUCAGGGGCGCGUGUUUGAUUGAUUGAUUCGUCGUAGAGUUUACGCUGCAUUGUGUCAUUGUGUUUCGGGCAUGGAGGGUGGCGAUCUAUGAUGGAUGGAUGAUUUUUUCCUUGUUGAGGGUCGGGCAACGUGCUUUUGGGAUGGCAUGUGCGAUGUGGGAUAUGGGAUGUGAUAUUAGUACAUGUAUUUAUUUACGGUUAAUGUGCAUAUGAUGGCUAUGAUGGGGAUGUCAAUACAUACCAAAUACAUUGGCAAUACCAAG